This is a messenger RNA of Pollicipes pollicipes, 1533 nucleotides long. RefSeq names its product inactive selenide, water dikinase-like protein. The record is from RefSeq and is a predicted model, not a curated record. Lineage: Eukaryota; Metazoa; Arthropoda; Thecostraca; Pollicipedomorpha; Pollicipedidae. Gene Ontology annotation, biological process: L-selenocysteine biosynthetic process. The transcript is spliced from 6 exons. Gene Ontology annotation, cellular component: cytoplasm. Gene Ontology annotation, molecular function: ATP binding; selenide, water dikinase activity.
AUUUUGUGGGGCGCCGUCAUUUCCUAGCGGGGCAGGCGCAUGGGUGGUGCGUUGGCCUGUGUGUUUCCGAGCUGCGGUAAAUUUGAAGCGUGCUGUUUGCGCUGCACCGAUGGAGAACGCGACAGCGAGCGACGACGCGCUUUCUGCUGCGCAGCUCGAGCUCGGGGGCAAUGUUCUGGUCAGACGACCGUUUGAUCCGUUGGCACAUGAGUUGGAUGCAAACUUCCGGCUCACGCGUUUCGCUGAUCUGAAAGGAUGAGGGUGUAAGGUCCCUCAAGAGAUUCUUCUGAAACUCUUGGAGGGACUUCAGGAUGACGCGAGUGCCCAGGAUCAGGAACAUGCCCAUUUUAUGCACCUUCAAAUACCAAGAGUUGGUAUAGGAAUGGAUGCGUCAAUUACCCCGCUGAGGCAUGGAGGGCUGUCGCUGGUUCAAACAACAGAUUUCUUCUACCCACUAGUGGAAGAUCCAUAUAUGAUGGGCAAGAUUGCCUGCUCCAAUGUGCUUUCGGACAUGUACGCCAUGGGCGUGACAGACUGUGACAACAUGCUGAUGUUGCUGGGCAUCUCAACCAAGCUGACUGAGAAGGAGCGUGAUGUCGUCAUCCCUUUGAUGAUGCGUGGUUUCAAGGAUGCGGCGGCGGAUGCGGGCACCUCGGUGACCGGCGGCCAGUCGGUGAUGAACCCCUGGGUGACCAUCGGUGGCGUGGCUACCACCGUCUGCCAGCCCAACGAGUUCAUCCUGCCGGAUGCGGCUGUCAUGGGCGACGUGCUGGUGCUCACCAAGCCGCUCGGAACACAGGUGGCCGUCAACGCCCAUCAGUGGCUGGACCAGCCAGAACGCUGGAACCGCGUCAAGCUGGUGGUCACCGAGGACGACGUCAAGAAGGCGUAUGCGCGCGCCAUGGACUCGAUGGCGCGUCUCAACCGCAUCACAGCCAGGCUGAUGCACAAGUACAACGCGCACGGCGCCACAGACGUGACGGGCUUCGGCCUGCUGGGCCACGCCCAGAACCUGGCGCGCAAUCAGAAGAACGCGGUGUCCUUCGUCAUCCACAACCUGCCUGUCAUCGCCAAGAUGGGUGCCGUGGCCAAGGCGUGCGGCAACAUGUUCCAGCUGCUGCAGGGCAACUCGGCGGAGACCUCCGGCGGCCUGCUGAUCUGUCUGCCCCGGGAGCAGGCGGCCGCCUACUGCAAGGACAUCGAGAAGACCGAAGGCUACCAGGCCUGGAUCAUAGGCAUCGUGGAGAAGGGCAACCGUACGGCGCGCAUCAUCGACAAGCCGCGGCUGAUCGAGGUGCCGGCGAAGGAGAAGGACGGCGAGCUGUGGUGAGCGACCGACCGGGGAGGGCGCCCGGUCGCGCCGCCGCCCCCGGCCUCUAUGAGCGUCGCGUGGGCAAACCGUGGGCUCGGUGCCGCGUGGUCGAGGCCUGGCCGGAGGCGGCGAGCCCGGACCAGCCGCUCCUCCUCUGGCGGCGCCGCGCAGUGUGUCCGCCUGUCGCAGGACGGACCCAAUACACCAUUACCUGUGAAACA